GUUGGUAGAGCCAGUCGGAUCCUGGCUGCAAUGGCCGGUUUUGCUGUGACCUGCGUGGCACUAUGGACGGCGAUUUGUGCGAUGGAGGAUAGCCGAAAGGCUUUAAGGUUGGCUGAGUGGACGGCGAAGAAAGAGUUCUUGGAGUUCUGCCAGACAAGCAAUUUCAAGCAGACCAGUUGCCAGACUGUCAAGACGGCUUCUCUCGAUCCGCCACCAACGCCGUGGAUUAUUUCGCGCAUGUAUCGACGAGAAAUUGGUGUCAGCGUAGGGUACUCCCAGGAUUUCGGCGCGGUACUUGCUGGCUUUCCCUUCACUAUUCUUUGGUGGGCAAUAUUCAGCAGAAAGGUGCGGAGGAUCAUACAGCAUCGAUAUCUCUCCCACCACCCUAGGAAAAGCCGGGAACUUGGGUUACUCGCCGAGAGUAUGAAAAUGGAGAGGCCACGACAGGAGUCUCAUUCCAUUCUUCCACCGGAAGAAAGGUCACCUGUUCCCCCGCCAAUAUCUUUUGGUACCGGAAUGGCUGCCGAUUUCGAUUUCAGCUCUCCCUUAUCAGCGCCGCACUUGGACUUGGGAUUGUCGACAGAACUGGAAAGAUAUUCGAGAGCGGAAGCAGCCAGGCGCAAGAGAUUGAGAACCGCGCAAUCUCCAGCCGAGUAUCAAUUUGACGAGGCAAUACACUCGGUGUACCCCGUGGACGUGACGGGAUUUAUUGAACAAGAGCUAAAGAGCGAUUUGGACACUCAUAAUCUGGCCUUUUGCUGGAAGUGCGAGCCGCAACACAUUGACCAAGAUGGGAAGCUAAUAAAACCAGAUCUGGCUGAAGACUUCCUGUGGUUGUCAAUCUUCGCCAAGUCAUGCAGGAAUGCUUUGACGGAUUGGAUGAAAUUGAGGUGUAUUGCUGGGAGUGUGAGGUCAAUGGACCAAAUUCGUCUCGGAAAUUUGCAGCCACUGGUUCUGAAAGGAUAUUUUCAAAACAGGUGCGGGCUUUCAUGUUAUGGGUGUGGCGAUGAGCUUCCGGCAAUGGUGAAGGAGGAUGGAAGGGUGGAAUUCCCAGGCGGGAUCAACUUGCGCAAAAGGCGACCGUACUUGCUCUCGAAACGACAUCUUGAGGAAGUGGCCGAAUAG
Messenger RNA from Podospora pseudocomata, 1125 nucleotides. RefSeq lists its product as uncharacterized. The transcript is spliced from 3 exons. The record is from RefSeq and is a predicted model, not a curated record. Bases 31 to 1125 code for a protein of 364 amino acids. NCBI's taxonomy places the organism in Eukaryota, Fungi, Ascomycota, Sordariomycetes, Sordariales, Podosporaceae.